GGGGGGAGGAGGAGAGGGGGCGCGAUUGCGAUUUGAGAAUAAGAGAGGGCGAUAUGAGGGUCAGAAGGGAGAAUCUGACGGUAAGAAAGGUGGAUGUUCAGGAAGGAGGGAGCAGGGACGAAGGAGGAGGGAGCAGGGACGAAGGAGGAGGGAGCAGGGACGAAGGAGGAGGGAGGAGGGAGGAGGGAGGAGGGAGGAGAGAGGAUGGAAGACGGAGGAAGACAGACGAGGAGGGAGGGGAGGAGGGUGGAGAAGGGACGAAGACGGACGAGGAACGCGGAGGAGGGAGGAGGAGGGAGGAGGAGGGAGGAGGAGGGAGGAAGACGAAGGUGGGAGAAGGAGGGAGGAAGACGGAGGACUACGAACAACCAGAGGAGGGAGCGGAGGAGGAGAAGGAGGACGAGGAGGAGGAGGAGGAGGAGGAGGAGGAGAAGGAGAAGGAAGGAGAAGCGUACCUGUGGACUCCGAGCGGAAUGAGAGCUUGGGAGCUUGGAGCGCGAUGAAAAUCGAAGCGUCUUUCAACCACACACCCCACCCAUACACACACCUUCUCACGGCGAACUGCAGCACUCUUUAUA
Molecule: messenger RNA, 578 nt
Organism: Chara braunii
Lineage: Eukaryota; Viridiplantae; Streptophyta; Charophyceae; Charales; Characeae
Source: the annotation of a GenBank genome assembly